Messenger RNA from Enterobius vermicularis (human pinworm), 696 nucleotides. The record is from the annotation of a GenBank genome assembly. Lineage: Eukaryota; Metazoa; Nematoda; Chromadorea; Rhabditida; Oxyuridae.
AUGAAGUUCUGCCAGAAGGGGUCACUGUGUGAUUUGUUAGCUAAUGACUACAAAAUUCAAAAGCAGCUGUAUUACAAGUGGCUUGGAGAAAUCGCAGAAGGGAUGAAUUAUUUCCAUUUGGAGAAGAAUAUCAUUCAUCGCGAUUUGAAACCUGAACAUAUUCUUUUAAAUGAUAAAGAUGUCAUUAAACUAAGCGGUUUCUCGUUCUGUCGAGAAUUGAAAGAAGAGUACAGUGAAACUAUGACGACUUGUGGCACAUACGCUUACAUGGCACCAGAAGUGAUGCGCCGAGACAGAACUUCUAAAAAAGUCGAUGUUUUUAGCUAUGGAGUUGUAGCCUGGGAAAUGCUAACAACAGUAAGACCGUACGCAGGCCUGAAGCCUAACGACUUACUUCGUCGUAUUCCCAAUGGUGAGCUGAAACUUCCUAUUCCGGAUAAAGCACCAGAGACAGUAAAGAAGGUCCUUAAAAGGUGCAUGCAUUUGAAUCCUGACUGCAGACCUUCUUUCCAAAGAAUUUUGGAAAUUCUUGGCAAACAAGCAGUCGUAUGGUUUUUAUAUUUUAUUUCAACUUUUUUCUUCAAAACAUUUAAUCUAUUCAGAAAAAGUCAAAAAUCUCAUCGAGUGAGGAGGAGAAGUGGAGGGAUCAAGUACGCAAGUGGAAAGAAGAUACAAAAAAGCAGAUGGAAUCACUGA